Messenger RNA from Phytophthora infestans T30-4, 3470 nucleotides. RefSeq lists its product as uncharacterized. The transcript is spliced from 10 exons. Gene Ontology annotation, molecular function: protein binding. Bases 168 to 3470 code for a protein of 1100 amino acids. The record is from RefSeq and is a predicted model, not a curated record. NCBI's taxonomy places the organism in Eukaryota, Oomycota, Peronosporomycetes, Peronosporales, Peronosporaceae.
CGCGCUUCUUGUGCAGACAGAGCAGCACCGCGAGUGACGUGCUGAGCAGCAGGCAGGCGAGAGAGUCAAGACACCAGACAGCCCCUCGUCCAGUGGCAGUGCAUGCCCGAGCGCCAGUUCUCGGUGUCGUUUCGGCUGGAGAAACCCCCACGGGCGGCAAGAUGGAGAUGGAGGACGAGCUGGCCGCGGGCGUGGUGCUCUCGCCCACUCGCAACUUAAGCAAGGACGGCGAGAUCGUGCGGCGCUGGAUGGAGAUGGUUCUGGGUGACAAGUCCCUGGGCGAUCUCCCGGCGGCGCUGCACUCUGGCGAGCUGCUUUGCGACCUGAUCAAUAAAUUGUACAAGGCGCUGGGUAUGAAGAGUCAGAUCAGCCCCGUACGUGCUCAGGGCGACGAUAUGGACGCAUGGAGCAAUGUGCGCGAAUAUCUUAGAGCCUGUGAGGUGCUGGGAGUGGCGCGGCAAGAUCUCUUCCAGCCGGAAGACCUGCUUUCACGCAAGGAUAUGGAAAAAGUGUACAGCCAUAUCCUUGCGUUGCAGACGGUGGCAGUGUCGCUCUCAAAUCGCCGUUCGAUCGACGAGCGCAGCUCCAUGAUCAACGCACCGGACUGGUCCCCGGUGUCUGAGCACGGCGUAUUCGCCGACGACGAAGAUCUGGAUGCGGAGGAUUUGGAUCUGGACUCUCCAGAAGCUGUUAAUAUGUUGCAGCAAUCGCGUUGGCAGCGGCUACUAUUUGAAUAUGAGCAUCAGCAGCAGCGAAAGGAGGAGCGAGAUCGUGCGGGUGAUUCCUCUGCGUCUGAGGGACUGGGUCCACUCGCACAUGGCAUUUGGCGCACGGAAGAGCGUAUUCGAGCGAUCUUGAUGCGCGAAGAUCGAGACUUUGGAGCUGUGCCUGAGGAAUUACACGGGAAAUUGUGGAUGCUGGCGUCGGGAGCUCAAUUGGAAAUGAGGAAAAGCGAGGGCCAGUACGAGCGAUUAUUAGCUUCAGAGUCAGAGAGCACGGAGGCGACACGGCAGAUUGAUGUGGAUCUGCAUCGGACUGUUGCGAACGAGGAUAAAGAGCUGUGGACCGAGGAGAAAUCGAGGAUGAUGCGGCGUGUAUUAGUCGCGUAUUCCAUCUACAACCCGGGUUUGGGAUACUGUCAGGGCUUAAAUUAUAUUGUGGCUCGAAGUCUGCAAUAUCUGGGCGAAGAAGAAGCGUUCUACUUGCUCGUUGUGAUCGUUCGGCUUGUCCCUGAUGAUUAUUAUACGACAAUGCUGGGGCUGGCUGUGGAUCAACACGUGUUUGCCGAUCUCGUGCGGCUUCAGUACCCGGAGAUCUCGGAGCAUCUGUCGGAGCUUGGUGGCUCAGGGAUGGAGCUUUCGCUUGCUUGUACAGAGUGGUUCUUGACCCUUUUCGCUAGUCCUUGCGAAAGAGGAGUCACUUUUCAGAUCUGGGAUGCCAUUUUUCUUCAAGGCGACGAGGUUCUCUUUAGGGUAGCGUUGGCUCUGCUUCAACCGGCAAAGACUGCGCUUCUCGCGUGCAAUAAUUAUGGAGACAUGCUGAAGCAUCUGAAUGAGCUCGGAAGAGGUGAACUAGACGCUCUAGAGUUGAUGCAGGUCUCUAAAAACCAGGACUGUGUGAUUCGUGGCCGGAUCGAAGACUUUCGAGCUCAUCAUCGCCUGCAACUGGCAUCGGGUAUCGUCGCAUCCACUGUUGAAGCUGAGGAUGCACGAACCUCAUCAACAGGACGGCGAAGUUCAGAGGUUAGAUCAGAGCCAAGACUGAGGAUAUUUGGCCGCAAGAAGCCAGGCAUUUUCCGACACAUUGACAGGAUCCCUCCUCGCUUAGCGCGAACAUUCGACCGAAAGCUCACCGAGGAUUACAUGGAGACCAUUCGACAAGAUCAUCCCAACUUCGCGCAAUAUUACGAAGGAUUGCAGCCCCAGAUUAUAGAAAUGUAUUGGGGAUCAGCAGAUAGUUAUCGUCAGUGGGGAGCACGAAAUGUUCGUCGAAUUUCAACCGAUGGGUUUGCUGUCAGUAGCUCCAAAGACAAUCAUCAGAUGAGUCCGAACGUAUCAGGUGAACGGAGACGUGAACUGACACGAGAUCGUCGCAGCAAGAGCUUCAUGCACCCGAAGAAGGUCCAACACAACAGCGCAAACAGCACCCCUAGUAGCCGAGCGGUCAAAGACAGCGACGAAGAUGCCCAGUUGAUUGGACGCUCCCCGUUGGCAUGGAUUCAGCGGUUUGAGGAAUGGCAUAAAGACUUAAAGACCCAAAAAGAGAAGAAGAAAGCGGAGAAGCGACUGCGCCGUAACCAGCGCUCUGAAAGCUUAUUCCCUGGCUCCAGACACGGACAACCGGAUCCUUGGAUGCGUGGUGCCACUGACUCGUCUUCAGUGCCAAUUUAUCCCCAGCCGAAGCAAUCGCAGGAUAUUGAAGGAUUUUCAUUAGGCCACAGAAGGAGAUCUAACGAGUACCAGGGUCCAUCCCCCGAGAACAUCCCGAUGCUGGAAGAACCUUCGCUUUCGCGCUCGUAUUCGGACCCAUUUCGAUCCCCCGCGGGUAUUGCGGCACAUAGUCUGCGUAAACACGCAAGUGAAAAAACGUGUCGCGAGAGUGAACAGUGCCCCAUGCUGCCACAGCAUCCGCUCACAAAGCGCAACAUCGAUCAAGUUCCCCAAAAAGCAGAUGUCGAUGAAGUACGGAAACUCGGUGGAAGUAGCAAUGGACGAGCAUCUCGUGGGUUCAGUGACCAGAGCACGUUGUCGAGGAGCACCAAUUCGUAUGUCAACACAGCGUCUUUCACUCUGGACCCACAGGAAGAAAUCCAAGAUGAAUCAAACUCGGACGCUUCACUCGACGAGAAGAACGCAAAGCUACAUGUAGACGAUGAAGGACUGAGCCCCACAUUGGCACAACUGGAGAAGCCUCUGGCGCAUGAAGUCAUGUUCUCUCCGUUUCAUUGCCGAUCGACCUCUAUGGACUUUGCAGCUGCACUACAGCACGAAGAGCCCGGAUCGUGUGCGCCGCCUCAGAUCCGCCGAAUUCUGUCAGUUCCUGCUGAUGAAAUGAGCAUUCUAAAGCGACCGCGGCACCCCAAACGCGACUGUUCUCAAGCGAUGCGAGAGCGUGCAAAUGUUCUGCAGUACAUGCACCGGAAGGCAAGCGACGCGAGUAGUAUCGCUGGCAGCAUUCCACGCAGUCCUGCACGCAUGAGCGAGAGCUCCAGUGAUUCGUCUCGCUUCGGCGACCACACCAGCAAUCGAAGUGGCAAGUCGAUGCACUAUCGGAAAAGCUCGUUCUCGUUUUUUGACAAGCUUUCAAGUGACCUGGAGAACAGUACUCAUGGACUGGACAGUCUGGUGGACGAGUCUGAAUUCAACACUGACGGGAUCGGUCGAGGAUCCAUGUCUUCGGUUGCGACCGGUCGCUCGAGCACAGUUGACGAGCAACGACCUAUGGGUGGAGCUAUCUCCAUCUCGUCGUGA